AUGAAACCGUACGAUUAUGGACGAGUUAUAUUUUCCACAUCCAAAGCUCUACCAUCGUUUGAUAUCAACAAAAUACACACUGCUAAGCAAUUGGAAAAAGCUUGGACAAACAACUUCCAACGGUACAACAUAUCGCUAAAGAACGAAUUUGAGUCGAGACCAAUUUGGGACGAUGUUUCAAUAUGGUGCUUCAACAGGAAAACAGACAAAUUUCGUCUAACCCUGAGCGACUUCAGUGACUUCAGUGAGGUGCUUCAGAGAAACCGUUCCACCGUUCUAUUCGUUCAUGGAUGGCUCCAGAGCAAACUGCAAUUUGCGGAAGGCGUCAAACGGUUAGCUUUGGCUGUGCCCAAACGUAACUAUUGUCUGGUGGAUUUUGAAACACUCGCCACGGUGGAAUUGCAACUGUUCAUUAACCAAAUUGCGCCACGCAUUGCCACCUUUCUGGCCGGCUUCGUUCAAAGCCUCGGUGCCUUCGACAUUCCACCGGAACAAGUGACGCUCAUCGGUGAAGGUGUUACCGCUCAUCUUGUUGCACAAACGGGGCACAUACUAGCGGGGCACCUUGGUUCCAUUAUCGGGUUAGAUCCGUUGGGACCAUUCUACACCGUUGGGCCGAUGGUUCAGCGUGAACGCUUCACACUGGACCCUUCCGAUGCUCAGUUCGUGCAGGUGUGGUACAGUUCCAUCGGUCAGCUGGGUUCUCCCGAUCCGUUGGGACAUCAGAACAUUUACGUUAAUGGUGGUCUUCAUCCUCAACCUAGCUGUACCUGUUUCACGAAGGUGUUUGGUGCAGCGAAUCUGUGUAAGUGUAAUACCCUGCUCGUACUAGUCCUUCACGCCUUCCCAUUGCAUUCAACAUACCUUUCCCUGACAGUAACACAGCUCUGCAGUCAUUACUUUGUGGUGGAAGUAUUUAAAGCUACGCUUGAUCCUACCACUGACCUACUCGCUACGAAGUGCCACAGCUACAAACACUUUCUUGCUGGUCGGUGCCGAAUCCAUCCGAAGACGCGCGCCACCACCGAUGGAACCGAUGCAGGCAAUUUCUAUCUCCAGACGUCCUGCAAACCACCGUACCUUUAGCAUUACUUUACCACGAUUCAG
Messenger RNA from Anopheles funestus (African malaria mosquito), 1107 nucleotides. RefSeq names its product lipase member H-like. Gene Ontology annotation, molecular function: lipase activity. The record is from RefSeq and is a predicted model, not a curated record. The transcript is spliced from 3 exons. Bases 1 to 1086 code for a protein of 361 amino acids. NCBI's taxonomy places the organism in Eukaryota, Metazoa, Arthropoda, Insecta, Diptera, Culicidae.